This is a messenger RNA of Oreochromis aureus, 2633 nucleotides long. RefSeq names its product telomeric repeat-binding factor 2-like. Gene Ontology annotation, cellular component: nucleus; chromosome, telomeric region; shelterin complex. Lineage: Eukaryota; Metazoa; Chordata; Actinopteri; Cichliformes; Cichlidae. Gene Ontology annotation, biological process: regulation of telomere maintenance via telomerase; protection from non-homologous end joining at telomere; negative regulation of telomere maintenance via recombination. The coding region runs from base 202 to 2322 and encodes 706 amino acids. Gene Ontology annotation, molecular function: protein homodimerization activity; double-stranded telomeric DNA binding; telomerase activity. The record is from RefSeq and is a predicted model, not a curated record. The transcript is spliced from 14 exons.
CGACCGCCAAUAAAAUUUAGAAGUACAAGAAGAAGUCUUCCGUUGGAUGUUUGUCCAAUAUGAACGUUUUGUCUGUUUUUGUAUGUGGUGUGUGUUUUGUUUUGUCUUUUUAUACGCUUUUGCUGAAUUCUGCCUCUAAAGAAUUGGAAUGAAGCGCCACCUGACAAGCUAAACUCGGAGAUUAAUAACCCAUCAAUUUCUAUGAAUAUGGCGGCAAAAGAAAACGUAAACAGUCGCCAAUUUGACACUGAAUCCGUCGUGAACCGCUGGGUAGUGGAUUAUUAUUUGUUUUUGGCGCUAGAGUUAUUUAAAAAGGAACAAUAUGAGGAUUUCUGUGCCAUUACAGAUGUACUCGACAGUGUCUUGGUUCAUCCUUAUGGGCCCAUUGAUUUCAUGCCACAAAAGAUUCAAGUGUGGCGGUUUCUCUGCCGGAUAAAUGAAGGUGACAAACUUGCUGCAGACACGUCUUCUCAGUCGGUAUGUCCUCUGGAAUCAGCCCUAAUGUUGCUGGAAAGUAUGAGCCAGGAGUUCAGUAUCCCACAACAGGAUUACAAGAACGUAUGCACUUCAAUUAAAGAAAUGAUUAUAAUGCUUUCUAUUAAGAAUGGAAAAUUUGAGAAAGCAGGAAAGGUACUGAACAAGCACUUUACCAAGAGGAUGGAUGGCAGGAGAAUGCUGUUCAUGGGUCUCAUCAGCAAGAAGAAUAAAAAGCAUGAAGUAAUUGAGCAAAUCAACUUUGCACAGUUCAAGAUGGAGAUGCUGGCUUUUUGUGAAAGGCUCUGCCCAUCAAGCGUUCCCUUUCUCCAAAAGGCUGCAAAACAGCUUAUUCAGGAAAAGAAUAAGGAACAAGACAGCAGUGCAGCUAGAGCUGAUGAGCAAGCCCAACCGGUCCCCUCUUCAAGUCCACAAGUAAACAUGGUCCAGUCUGUACCAUGCAAGCAUUUAACUAUCCAGAGGACCAGGCUACAAGCAGCCUACAAAGCCUUGGCUACAGGAUUAAAUGAGAGAACGUUUUCUCAGCUGGAGGAAGAAGUGGAGACAGAGGACCAGGAAAGCGACCAUAUGUGUCUGCAACUCUCACCUGAUCCUAAAACGGACACCGGUUUGGACUUGGAGCAGGAAGUGUUAUUUCAGAGAGACUCAGGCAGCCCCAUGGAAGCUUCACCGGCAGACCAACCACCACAAGCAGAUGCUGUUCCUCAAACUCAGGAAAGUUCGCUCUCAAAGACGUCGUCUGUGCCAUGGAACAGACAGCUUUACACUCUGUCACGGCUGGUGAUGGAACCAGAUAGUCAGGCAAGUUCACAGUGCUCAAAGGUUUCAGAGGAACUAGAGACUGAGGCCAGAUUAGAAGAGGCACCACAGACACUGGCUCUAUCAGAUAAAAGAGACUCACAGUGCCCAGUUACUGACCAAGAAGUGUCCAUACCAGCACCAAAACGCCACAGAAGGACCAACAGAAUUAACAGCAGAGUUUCAACUAGUUUUACUGAGUUGUCAGCAGAGAGUGAGGAGGACUCUCCUCAUUCUGUGGCCAGCACGGCAGUUAGUGUGAAACGUCAUAACCAGUCCAGUAGUUCACUGAGCAGAAACAUCAACAAGUCAAAACAGUCAUCAUCAGACAGUGAAGGAGAACCACAGAAGCUCUCAGAGCCUUCAGUGAAGGUCUCUCCCAGUCUGCUCCCUCUUCACCCUGUUCCUCAGACAAGCUCCACUCCUCACAAGGAUUCUGCUCAACUCAGCAACAACUCCUAUUCAAAGAAAAAGUCUAAAAAGUCAAUACGGUUAUCAUCAGACAGCGAGGAAGACCCGAAGGAGCCUGUGACCUGCAAGAAAACUCCAGUACAAAAGCCUCAUACCCAACUGUCCAGUGAUCCUGUGGACAAUCAAGUGAAUCGAGAUGAUACGGAUAACAUCCAUAUUACAGACUCUUCAAUGGAGAGCUCGCCAAGUCAGUCCCCUUCUCACCCCAUCCCACAAACGAGCUCUACUCCUCACAAGGACUCUGCUCAAAAGAACAUCCAUUCCCAUUUAGAAUGGAACCGACUGUACCAUAAUGCAAAGGAGACCAAGGAGGUAUGGAGUGACGAAGAAUCGUAUUUUACCUCCAAAAAGAGAAGCUCAGACAUGAGCACCAUUUCAAAUUCAGGCCAAAGGAAAAGAAAAUGGACAGAGAGUGAGACGCAGAAGUUAAAAGAUGGGGUCAAAAAAUUUGGAGAGGGCAACUGGAGUAAGAUAAAGGCAUAUUACAACUUCAAAGAUCGAACAAAUGUCAACCUGAAGGACAGGUGGAGAACAAUGAAAAAAUCAAAUAUCGUCUGACUCACCAAAGCCUAUGUCAUUUUAUCCCCAUCUCCAUUUAUUUGUUUUGGUUUCCUUAACAAGUUACUGGUCAUUUUAAAACCCACUUUACAAUUUAGUAAAUAUUAAAUGUUUGUGGUUCAAAGAUUGUUUCUUUUGUUGAUAACAGAAAUUGCAGUAAUAGUGACUAUUGUAGCAUCUCUGCAGCCCUAAAUAACAAACACACUCGUUGAAUUGAUACAGAGAUGGGAAUAGCUUUAAAAGUAUGUUCUCUCAGUCUUAUGAUCUCAGAAAAGCAGAACAGACCUUUAAUUAAAGAUAUGAAAGCUGCC